AUGGCUUUCAGUGCCUCGCCCUCGCCACCACCAAUGACCACAAGACAGAAAGCUCGUCAUGUCGCCCAGGCAGGACAGCCACGUCUGAAGUAUGUGGUGGACAACCUCAACCUUGACAGCACUGAGGCAGACUCCAUCGAAGUCAAGGAAGUAGUCCGCGAGAGAUUCAACAGUCUGUGCGAGGAAGCUGGCUGGAUGCCCACGGAUGCCAUCAGGCGUGCACUAAUGGUGCUCACCAAGAUUGAUGCCGGAUGGAGACAACGCGAUUGCGAAGCAGCUCUGUUUGCUUUCGUACAGCACCUCGACUUCGUGUGGAUGAAUGGUUGGGUCCUCCUCGGUAGGAAGAAGUUCAAGGCUGGAGUCCUCUGCGUCUGGUACCGCCCAAUUUACUCUACAAAGAGCCGAUCGAUCGAGUUUUGCUACGGCUCUCAAAAGACCGUCUUCAAGCCUGUUGACCUCAACGACAGAGUCGACAAAGACAAAGUUUGGCUGCCAUUCACCAAGCUCUUCGACCUACCCAACCUCUCAAGAGACAAGCAGAAUCUAUAUCUCGUCGGCGUUUUUGAGAUACUACAAAAGUUCACGUACAUGCGCGGUUUUCUGGACCCCAAUGGCUCUGAGGAUUCUGCUUUGAGGCCUGCCAGUGUGGAACUUCCUUUUCUCCCUGGUUCUGGGUGGCUGAAGCAACAGAGACUGCUCAUGGUCGAUACUGAGCAAGACCCUGCCGUCGAGCCGCGCGGUAGACUCCAACCAAAGUCGUCGAGUGGGUUUAGUAUGGAUACUCAUGUCGAAAGUGAUGGAGCCUACCAUCCUAGCAACUCUACAUCAGCAGCCAGUACGACCAGUAGCAUUGCUAGACCUCGAUACAGCGCUGUGUCGAUUGUCAAUAGUACAGAUCCAACUGAUUCAGUCUCUACAAGUAAUUCUUCGAGAACCGAGCUUGAGCGGAUGCGCAGACAGAAGCGCAAGGCUACCAGCAGUCCUGAUGGGUCGCCAACUCGAAAACAAGGUCGCCCUUCAAAUGCUGGGAAGCACCCAAUCAAGAGUCUGUAUCGAAGCCACUGCCAAAGGUUUGAGUGGACCCCCUCCGAAACCACACUCCAAACAAUUGUCGACCUACUAGGCGCUCAUGACGUCGAAGUCAGCAUUGCGGAGGCGUCUCUCCUCGCAUUUGUUCAGUAUGUCGACGUCGUGUGGGAGAAUGACAGGAUUUUCAUCGGCUCUCGUAAGGUCGAAGGCGCUCAACGAUAUGAGCGUGUUUGGUACAAGACAGUCCACCGCGACGGUAUCUAUCACGGAGAAUUCUCUGUCGACGCCGGGAAGCAGACAUGCUCGUUGUCAGUCAGAAAUGCAAAGAUCGAGCACUUCUCGCCUUUCUUCGAUACUCUUUUCGACAUGAAAGACCUUGGAAGUGCGAACAGCAAGCAACAGGAUGUCUACAUCGCUGGCACCUAUCUCAUACUGCUGCGAUAUCCUGCACUGCGUAGAUAUCAGAGACGUAGCUCAGGAACUGGCAUCAAGCUGGCUCCGCGUUCAGAAGAGUUCGAGCGACCAUUUUCGCCCGAGUCGUCUCAGUCGAAUGCCAUCUUGCAAGCCAUUCAUCCUUCGUCCUCUAGUGAACCUGCGUCCAGCAUUGGGCUGCAACCCACUCCCGGCGUACAGUUUAGGCAGAGCGAUAGUGUCGCACGAAUUCUGGCCGAAGUCCUCCAGGAACAAGAGACACAUUGCAAGAUCACGGCCAUGAUCCAGAAGAGCGCGCGUGCCUUCAUAGCAGAACCAGAGCCAACAACCAGUUCCGAUGCACUAGGUAGCCCGCCGUGCGCCGAACCUUCCCAGGUGUCUAUCACCAUCCCAAAGACAUUGAGGCUUCCCCAGCAGCCUCAGGAGCAAAGUGCUCUUGGUAUCGUUCACCGCCUCCUGCUCAAUGCUCAAAUCUCGAGUUUUGUCGAAACCACGUGCGAUAGAACCCAGCUUGUGAUGGUCACCAACCUUCCUGCCAAUUUGUUCCGCCCAACCAAUCUCGGAUUUUGUCCCGUGGUAUCAUUUGGGAUAUCGCCUAUCUUGCCCUCCCGUGAUUACAUCGUGAAAGGGUUGGAAAUGAUUGCGCUGGGAAGAGUUGAGCCUCGCCAGUCGACUGCAUCCCAGCAACGUGUCGCGGCCUCCCAAGAACGCCCUCUACCGGCCCCUGUCGCUGUGAUGAUGCGCGCACCAGAGAAGUCGAACGGUAGCAGGAUUACAAUCAAUCAAGCUCGAGAGCUUCUUCAUCGUCCUCGUGCGAAGAUCGAGGCCUCUGGACAUGAGAAGGAUGGAGGGCUUGAACUUUUCCGGUUUGGAAUCACAUUUACUUCCAGCGCAAUCGAGCAACCCGCUAUCAAGCUCGACUUCAGCACCGUCCUCUCCAAGGACACUCCGCCUGUUAGCCUUACCAAAAGCCAGGCUUUGGCGGCUCUUUUCGAGUUCGCAAGAGAAGACGAAGAGUCGCAGCAGGCGAAGUAA
This is a messenger RNA of Aureobasidium namibiae CBS 147.97, 2496 nucleotides long. RefSeq lists its product as uncharacterized. The transcript has a single exon. The record is from RefSeq and is a predicted model, not a curated record. NCBI's taxonomy places the organism in Eukaryota, Fungi, Ascomycota, Dothideomycetes, Dothideales, Saccotheciaceae. Bases 1 to 2496 code for a protein of 831 amino acids.